Messenger RNA from Naegleria lovaniensis, 3399 nucleotides. RefSeq lists its product as uncharacterized. Gene Ontology annotation, cellular component: cytoplasmic stress granule. The coding region runs from base 1 to 3399 and encodes 1132 amino acids. Gene Ontology annotation, molecular function: ATP binding; translation initiation factor activity; hydrolase activity, hydrolyzing O-glycosyl compounds. The record is from RefSeq and is a predicted model, not a curated record. Lineage: Eukaryota; Heterolobosea; Eutetramitea; Acrasida; Naegleriidae. Gene Ontology annotation, biological process: cytoplasmic translational initiation. The transcript is spliced from 2 exons.
AUGACACAACCAUAUCAUGCUGUCGUAUUCAGCAAUAAGCGGCACAACAUGACCUUGUUCACACUCUUAUGCUUGCUCCUAAUUGCUCUGGCACUAUCAUCCGGUAUUGUUACCGUGCAUGCUCUCCUUGGCAAGAAGGUCAUUGACGACUUCAACCGAACAAGCAUCUCACCAUGGGGUUUCAGUAAUGGUCCCGAAUAUCCAGGUGCCAUUGGUUCUCUGACCCUCGCUCCGAAUGGCUUUGCCAACACUCCAGCUGCUCUUCUUCGAUACAAUCUAACCAAAGGUUCCUACGUUGCUGCCCAACUCAAAUUCAAUCCACAGCUUCAUUUCUCCAUGAUCGCAUUCAAAGUCAAAACAAGUGACACAAAUUCAGGACUAUCCUUGAGACUUGUCGACAGUAGUGGUCAAACCUUUCAGUAUGGACUUUUUGGAACCAUUGAAACUUAUAAUGGUGAACGUGACGAUGGUAGAGGCGAUCAACAUGGGUGGAGAGACAUUGUACUUUCGACCUCAACAAAACCAUCUUUUUAUUUUGGAGGUCCAAAUGAUGGAGUCAUGAAACUACCUUUCAAAGAGAUGAGUAUAUUACUUUCAGUGGUCAAUAGGAACGUUGCACCUGUUGGUUUUAUCAUGUUUGAUGAAAUUGUUGCCACUAAUCAAACCAAUAUUGAGUUAAAUUCUGAAGAUUUUAUUCCUAGUGCUUUUAUACCAAAAGAAUCUUUAGGGAUUGACAUUUUACCAAGAUAUGGUGUCUGUGUUCACUUUACCACAAGCCCCUUAACUUUUGACAUUAUCAAGAAUGCAAGCUUAACAUGGAUACGAACUGAUUUAUUUUGGGGAACUGUUGAAACUGUGAAAGGUCAAUACAAUUUUGCAAAAUACGAUCCAUAUGUAGCCUUGAUACGAUCUCGAGGUUUAAAACUUCUAUUUAUUCUCACUUACGGAAAUAGUUUGUAUCAAUCUGGAGCUCCUACUUCUCCAGAGGCCAUUGAAGCUUUUGCCAAUUACACACGAGCUUGUGUGAAACAUUAUGGAGGAAAUGACAUUAUUUAUGAAAUUUACAAUGAAGCCAAUGGAAAUGGUUUUACUGGAGAGCAAUAUGCAAAUCUUUCAAAGGCAGCUAUUGAUGCUGCUCAUCAAGUCGAUCCCACCGUCUUAAUCUCUACAAGUGGAUUGGCAGGUGUUGAUUUGAAUUUUUUAAGGGCCUAUCUAUCGAAAGGAGGUGGAUAUGGAGCGAAUGCUAUUGGUCUUCAUCCCUAUUUCAUUGGAAAUACAGAUGCCUCUUUUGGACGUUUGACAGAAGGAAUGCGAAGAUUUCGUGGAGUAAUCAAUGAGUUUGUGAAUGAAACUUUGGGAAUUGGAGGAUCAAAUAGUCCAAUACCUUCUCAUCAGGUCGAUUUAACUUCAACGAUUCCACCUGUUUGGGAAACUGAGUGGGGCCUUACGAGUACCGAUUACGAUUCUACUUCUAAUGGUCACAAUUACACAGCCUUGAAAAUUCAUGGAAACGCCGUCGUAUCAAGAUUUUUGGUGUCAACUGCUCUCGGUUUGCCACUCAUCAUGUACUACGACUUUAAGAAUGAUGGAAACAAUCCAAGUGAACGAGAGCACAAUUUUGGAUUGCUUUUCAACAAUGGCACCGAUAAACCAGCCAUGCGAGCACUUCGACAAUUGACCAAAUCGAUUAAGGGACGGCUAUUUGAUGGCUUUUUGAGAACAGAGCAUCCAUUUGUGAAUGCCAUGAGAUUUAAGGGAGAAAACGAUUCACUAGUUAUUGUUUGGCCUGUGGACUUUUAUGGAAACACAAGUGUGAAAGCUGUCAAUGCGUCUACAAUUGUAAAUGUAUUUGGAGAAGCAAUGACAUUCAAGGGAAACGAGUUCAAUGUGAACAUGUAUGAUGGUCCUGUCUAUUUAACAUUUCCUGAAUCAAAGCCAGUGAAACCCAUUAUUUCGUCCUCACCCAUUCCAUCAAAAACUGAACCUGCUAAAUCGAGAAGUGAGAGAGCCAACGACGCUGUCCAUAUUGAUUUGAAUCGUUCAAAGUUGCAUUUCAGACCUUGUUGUAAUCAGCUCAUCAAAAAAACACAAAAAAAUGCCUUAUCGAAAUCCUUUGACGACCUUGCAAAUUCAAAUACCGAAUACCAAUGGUCGUUGUUGCGAGGAAUUUAUUCAUACGGACUGGAAUAUCCAACUUUUGUACAACAAUGUUUUUUAUUUGGAUCUGAUGAUGAGCAGGAUGGAUCACCUGCAUAUUCUCCGAGUAAGACAAAUGAUGGACAAGCCAAACGAAAUUGGAUGGUUCAAGGUUCCAUUGGACAUGGAAAAACCAUCGCUUAUAUCAUUGGAUUGUUGAUGAAUUUUGAUGAAGAGAUGAUUAAAAACUCAUCGAGCGUUCUCGGAGUGAUUUUAUGUCCAACGGACCUGUUGGUCUUACAAGUGCAAUCGGUUUUGAAUUCCAUUUCAGAUUACAUUAAUGGAUUCAUGUCAAAAGCACUACUACGUCCCAAUGGGGACAUUAGGUCCUCAAGAAUUGAAACGUUAGAUCUGUCAUCGCAACCUCAUGUGAUUGUUUCAACUUCAUCCAAUUUGUUGUAUUAUUCAAGUUGUUAUGACCUGAGCAAAUUGAAAGUAUUGGUCAUUGAUGAAAUGGAUAUCAUGUUGGAUUUUCAACAUCCUUUUAAUGCGUCAAGCAUCAUCAAUGAUGUGAAUGAUAAGAUUUAUUCUUCGCAUAGAAAAAAUAUUAGAAAGAUCUUUUCCAAAAUUCCUUCGAAUACUGACAUUUUAUGUUUUGGGUCUAAUUUUCCUUCCGUGACAUGCUAUCAAUACGAAGAACGAUUGAGCAACUGUCACAUGAUACGGACGUCUGACCAUAUCGUUCACGAUAAUAUUUCAGAAAGUUUUGAAUAUUGCCCUCGAGAAGGGCAAAAAUUUCAGACACUGCUCAGGAUAAUCGCCACGGCUGACAAUGAAUAUCAUGCAUGUAUAAUAUUUUGUCAGGAUGAAGCUUCUGUCCUCAAAUUAUUUCAAAAAUUGAACUCUUCUCGUAAACACAAAGAUGUUGCAAAACUAAUCAAUUUAGAAGCUCCAAACAGACCAGUUUUAGAGGCACAAAAUAGAAUAUUGAUUACCAUCGAUGAAGCAUUUAUUGGUAUUGACAUUCAUAGAAUCAACCUUGUGGUUCACUAUGACAUUGCCAGAGACGUUUCAACUUGCAAAUUUCGAAGUGGUAGAUGUGGCAGACUUGGUCGACCUGGCUAUGCUUAUUAUUUACCAGCAACACCCGAAGAAUUGGACUAUGUGCAUCAUUAUUUCCACAACUCUGCAAAAUGUCCUUUUGCAAGACCAAUGUUGUCCUCGAAACAUUAUCAUGAUUUGGACAUUUCCUUCAUGAAUUAA